AUGAACAGGAUACGAAUCCAUGUUUUACCAUCAAGUCGCAACCGGGUGCCUCAGACACCCCGACCUCAGGAACCUCGCUGCUCUUUCACUCACGAGCCAUGCUCUCAGCCCCGCCUUGAAGGCUUGGAGUUCUGCAUCAAACAUAUUCUGGAGGACAAGAAUGCCCCAUACAAGCAAUGCAGCUAUGUCUUCCAAAAUGGCAAGCGAUGCCCGAAUGCAGCACCAAAGGUGGAAAGGAAGAUGGGUGGGGUGACAUUCUGCACAGAGCAUGCUCGUAGAAAUGCAAUGGCUCUCCGAGCUCAGAUGAGGAAGGUUUCUGGUCCAUCCCCAGAGGCACUCUUAUCUCAGCUAAGUGGAUACAACCGUGCAGAGAUGCAUAGUCUUGAUGGAGGUCGCUCUGAAGCUAGCCGUAUAUUAGAUGAGGACAGUCUGAGUGAGGAAGAGCAGGGCCCCUUGGUGUUAGACCAGACGUGGAGAGGAGACCCUGACAGUGAGGCUGACAGCAUCGAUAGUGAUCAUGAAGAUCCUCUUAAACAUGCUGGAGUGUACACAGCGGAGGAGGUGGCACUCAUCACUAGAGAAAAGCUCAUCAGGCUUCAGUCUCUCUACAUUGACCAGUUUAAACGGCUGCAGCACCUCCUUAAGGAGAAAAAGCGUAGAUACCUGCACAACCGCAAAACGGAGCAUGAUUCUUUAGGGAGCAGUCUGUUGACUGGACCUGAAGGACUGUCCUUAAAGGAGAGGGAGAACCUGAAGAAGCUCAAAGCUUUGCGUCGGUACCGUCGACGGUAUGGCGUGGAAGCUUUGCUGCACCGGCAGCUUAGGGAGCGAAGACAAGCAGUAACAGAAGGAGCUCAGCCAAACACAAGAAUGGCACAUGAGAAAUGCAUCUCGUUUGUGGAGGGAAUCCGUUGUCCAAACCCAUGUCUGCCGAUGACUCGCCACUGUCUAACACAUAUUUACCAGGACAGCAAUCAGGUGCUUUUCAAAAUGUGUCCAGGACUGAAAGAUGCCCCAUGUGACCGGACUGUACACAUGGGUCAGUCUGAGGACCCUCGCUGCCCACUCCACCUCACCUUACCUCCCCCCAUGUACCAGCCGGAGCAGGAGCCUCCACCACAGGAGCAGCUCACUCCAGCAAGCAAAGACAUGUAUCUGAGUGCAGCUGAACUGCAGCCCACAGAGAGUCUUCCCUUAGAGUUCAGUGAUGAUCUGGAUGUGGAAGGGGAUGGCAUGCAAGGACCUCCAUCUCCUCUUCAGUUUGACACAGCCCUGGCUCUGGAGGACCAGACCAUCAGAGCCAUCGCUGAAGCCCCUAUGGACAUACUGACAGGAGAAGACCCCGAUCAGGUUGACCUGGAUACCUCAGGACAGCUUUCAGAAAGAGAUGUGGAUGCCAUCAUGGACGACCAGGUGGUGUCAGAGGUGGUCGGAGGCGAAGAAGACACCACAGACAAUUCACUUCAAGACAUCGACACCUCCACAGUUGAAGCUCCUAGAUGAAGAUGAAGCUCAAAUCUUCACAAUUAUCAGGAGCAUGCUUCAUUUGCGCAAAGACAGAUGCUGUGCUGGCCAUCGAUCCGUGGAUGAUCUACAGCGUGGAUCAAAUCUGACCAUUUACCACUGAAAUGCUCAUUUACUGACUGUACUUCUGUCACAUGGGUCUAUUUAUUGUUUCAUUGGGGUAAACUGCCUUACAUUGUUCACACCCUGUUUAUUUUUAAGACUGUUAACUCAUUUUCCAUCAACUGAAGUUUGAUUAAAUCUCAUCAAAUGGAUGUGAAAGUGUUCAGAUUAAUAAUAUGACUGGUACAGGGCGUUGAGUGAAGAUUUUGUGUCGGCGUCCACGAAUAGUUUGUUAAAAAUCUCUCAUCCACAAAUAAACUAUUUUAUGAUACA
This is a messenger RNA of Sphaeramia orbicularis (orbiculate cardinalfish), 1899 nucleotides long. RefSeq names its product KAT8 regulatory NSL complex subunit 2 (gene kansl2). NCBI's taxonomy places the organism in Eukaryota, Metazoa, Chordata, Actinopteri, Kurtiformes, Apogonidae. Gene Ontology annotation, cellular component: NSL complex. The record is from RefSeq and is a predicted model, not a curated record.